AUGAAUACUUGGCUGGGAAUGGCGCUGUUGGUUGGGAAUUGGAAUGGCGAUACUAUCGGACUUGGAUCCUCCACAUGGCUAUGCGAUAACCCUGAUGUGGGCCGGGGGGCCAACAAAGCACUGUGCUUCUUCAUCUCGACUGCUGCUGCUGCGGCUACGGGAUCUGUAUCAUCAUCAUAUGGGGGGCCCUACCUGUCCCCUCAGGUUCAUCGCCCUACAACACCACCAUUCCAGAUUCCCUCCACCCCGAAAACCGGGCCAGGCAAUUCAGAGUCCUUUAUACCGCCAGCAGCGGAGCCGGCCUCACUCGAAACAGCCGAAACAGAUGCAAUCGAAUUCAAAGAAGUGGGAUCAAAGACAACCGUGACUGAGGCAGACAAUAUUGAGAGUAAAGUGGACGUCAACAGGGAUAGCGAAAGUGUCCAGGAAGACCACCCGAGUACCACCAUCGAAACAACUCAGUCUCUUGCAAUAGAGGGUCAAGAAAGACUAGGACAGAGUCUUGAAAACCCCGAUGUUGAAGCCGAGGAUGUAAAUGUUUCGCUAUCCAACCGAAUCCAUAUCGUAGGCUUCAAUACACAUGCCAAGUUUCUCGCCCAUGCAUUGGCAUCUACACGCGAGGUACCCGUCCAGAUAUUCUCCCGCAAUCGCAGGAAUUUGAGCCAAUGGGGUGCAGAAAACCGAGCCCUGAAUCUAUACGAUCUCCGCGGGCGUUGGAUUUCUUCCACCAAAAUUCCAUGUCCACAGCCGAUAAUCGACCCCCGGCGUCGAUAUCCCGAUGGUGCGAAGAAGCCUGGGUUUUUGGAUAACAUUAUCAUCGAUGCUGCACCGGGGGCGGUCUUCCCCUCUAUUGAACUGCUGCGUCCUCGUAUUGAUCGCCUCACUACUAUAUGCUUACUACACCCUGGACUCGGUUUAAUUGAAGACAUUAUUGACGCAUUUUUCCCUGAUCCUUUGGACCAACCAACAUUUAUCCUCGGCCAUAGUACGCAUAACGUGGGCAGGUACUCCGAUACUCUCUAUUCUCUGAAGCAGAAUAAACCGGGCACUCUUUAUCUGUACAACGUCCCGAAAUUCCGAGACUCGACACUUGCCAGUUCACACAUAGCCCGUGAGGGACUGCAGUUGUCUCACCAUAUGAUAAAGCUAUUGUCCUUAACCCAGACUCUGAAUGUCGUAGGACUGCCUGAGACCAGGUUUCUAUUCCAGAAACUCCCCUCGGUGAUUUUCCACUCGGUAGCUGAUUCGAUAUGUGUGAUUCUCGGCUGUAAAUACAACCAGAUACGACCGAACCGUGAUGCCAUGGUCAUGUGGAAAGAUCUUCUCAAUGAAACGCUCUACAUCGUCUCCCAGCUUCCCGAGCUACAUGUGAUACCACACAGUGUUGAGCGUCUUACAUCGCUUACCUUCCGACGGAAGUUGGAAGCGUCUCUUUUCGCGCAGCACGCGAAUGCGAGUCCGUGGGUGAAGCAGGUGCGCAUCGGCGCCGAGGUGCCCGUUGACUAUUUCAACGGGUACUUUGUUCGACGAGCCAAGGAGCUCGGGUUGAAUCACAAGCACAACGCCAUGGCCUUGGCCCUGGUGAAGGCGCGCUUAAGCGCCAGACGGUUGGAACUCGCCAAAGACUUGCUGGGCACGUUCCAGUACAUGGGAGACACGGAUACCAUUGGGGGCGCAGAGUUCAGCCCUAACGACAUCGCAGAGGAGCUCGGCUUUGACUAGAUCACU
Molecule: messenger RNA, 1728 nt
Organism: Xylaria bambusicola
Lineage: Eukaryota; Fungi; Ascomycota; Sordariomycetes; Xylariales; Xylariaceae
Exons: 2
Coding region: 1-1722 (573 amino acids)
Cellular component (GO): mitochondrion; cytoplasm
Molecular function (GO): NADP binding; 2-dehydropantoate 2-reductase activity
Source: RefSeq, a predicted model, not a curated record